Molecule: messenger RNA, 676 nt
Organism: Ceratotherium simum simum (southern white rhinoceros)
Lineage: Eukaryota; Metazoa; Chordata; Mammalia; Perissodactyla; Rhinocerotidae
Product: peptidoglycan recognition protein 1
Biological process (GO): defense response to Gram-positive bacterium; peptidoglycan catabolic process; innate immune response
Molecular function (GO): N-acetylmuramoyl-L-alanine amidase activity; zinc ion binding; peptidoglycan binding
Source: RefSeq, a predicted model, not a curated record
AAGGCCUUCCCAGCCGCUCCACCCCAGCAAAUAAAGGCGGCCCAGCCAGCCACGAGCUCCUAGACGUCCCUGUGCCCCAUGCCCGCCAUGUCCCGCCCCUGCGCGCUGCUCACCUGGACCCUCCUCACCCUCCUCGGGCUCGGAGUGGCUCAAGAAGACUUGACCUCAUGCGGCCCCAUCAUGCCCCGGAGAGAGUGGGGCCCCCUGGCAUCCACGUGCGAACGGCGCCUGAACCUGCCCGCGCGCUACGUGGUGGUGUCACACACGGCGGGCAGCCCCUGCGGCACCCCCGCCUCGUGUGUGAGGCAGGUCCAGAACGUGCAGAGUUACCACGUGCGGAAACUGGGCUGGUGCGACGUGGGCUACAACUUCCUGAUCUGAGAAGACAGGCUUGUGUAUGAGGGCCGGGGCUGGAACACCCAUGGCGCCCACUCAGGUCGCACCUGGAACUCCAUCCUCAUCGGCAUCAGCUUCAUGGAUAACUACAUGGAUAAGUGACGGGCACCCCCACUACAAGCCCUCAGGGCGGCCCAGAGUCUGCUGGCCUGUGGCGUGGCCCAGGGAGCCCUGAUGCCUGACUACGAGGUCAAAGGUCACCGGGAUGUGCGGGACACGCUCUCUCCAGGUGACCAGCUCUACAGAAUCAUCCAGACUUGGCCACACUACAGGGACUGAG